ACGUGGUCAAACGUACGUUCGAGUUCAAAUAAUAAAUAAAUAUACUUUAUAAAUUAUCUUUACCAAUAUGUUCAGUAGUAAUUUCUUCAAAAAUCACACAUCUAAACGUAGUUAUCUAUUAUUUUAAGUCUGAAUUAGUGAAUCGAACGCUCAUUCAACUACUGCUUUGAUAAAAUGUUUUUUGUACAGACAUUGACGGUAUUGGCGCUGUUUUUUUGCGCAUGUUGUGCUACACAAUCUAAAGGAAUAGUUUCUUUAGACUCGUUGACUUUUGACAAGGUUCUUUCAAAAUUUAAAGUGUCAAUUGUCAAAUUCGAUGUCUCGUAUCCAUAUGGUGAAAAACACGAAGAAUUUGUAAAAUUAGGUUCUGCUUAUAAUUCGGUAGAAGAUUUGCUUGUGGCCGAAGUACCUGUGAAAGAUUAUGGAGAAAAAGACAAUGAAGAUUUGGCUAUCAGGUAUGGUGUAUCAAAAAAAGAUUUUCCAAUCGUUAAGUUAUUUGUGAAUGGCCAGUCGGAGCCAUAUACAUAUAAUGAUGAGGAUUUCAAUCAGGAAAAAUUACAAAAGUUUGUUGUUAAACAUAGCAAAGAAAUCUUGUACAUUGGACUUCCAGGUACAUUAGAAAAGUUUGAUGGCUUAGCAUCAGAAUUUGCCAAGCAAAAAUCUGAGGAAAAACGCAAAGAUAUAUUGUUGAGAGCCGAGAAAUUAUGGGACAGCAGCGAGGGAAAGCAAAAACAAAAGUCGGCCGAAGUGUACGUGAAGACUAUGAGAAAAGCUUUAGAAAAAGGUGACGAGUUUUUUCACACAGAAACUGUUCGCAUCAACAAUGUGCUUAAGGGUUCAAUGACUCAAGAGAAAAAAGCAGACUUGAGUGUUCGUUUAAACAUUUUGGAAUCAUUCAAAGUACCACACGAUGAGUUGUAAACUUCUUUUAUUUGAUACACUACUUAUUUUAAAUGAGGUAUAUUUAGGGGUUGUGAUAUUUUUGUAAGCUAUUUAUUCACUUUAUAAAUGAAAAUAUUUUUAUAAUAACUUUUCUGAUUAAUGAUGAACAUCAAGUAAAGUACAUUUAUAAUUUAUGUAUGUAUUGUUUA
Diuraphis noxia (Russian wheat aphid) is the source of this 1091-nucleotide messenger RNA. RefSeq names its product endoplasmic reticulum protein 29-like protein wbl (gene wbl). Gene Ontology annotation, biological process: protein secretion. The record is from RefSeq and is a predicted model, not a curated record. Gene Ontology annotation, cellular component: endoplasmic reticulum lumen; endoplasmic reticulum. Lineage: Eukaryota; Metazoa; Arthropoda; Insecta; Hemiptera; Aphididae.